AUGAAUACUAACUCUUAUCAAUCUGCUAAUCCCUACAGCAACAUCCCGAAUCCUUUUCAAUCAAACCCAACCUCUAAUUAUCAAAAUCCUUCACAAUUCCAAGCCACACCAAAUCCAUUUAGUACCUCAAUGCCAUCUUCUUACAGUGCUUAUCAAGCUCAACCUCCUAUAACAAGUUCUUCUCAAAGCAGGAGUUUUCCUUCAUUCCAGCCAGCCUCUACACUUCAAAACAAUCCAAUGACAACACAAUCCUCAAUUUAUGGACAAACUUCUACUCCUAUGGGCUAUUCCCAGGCUUUCCAAAUGCAGGGGAGUUCCAAUACAAUGGGCCAAAACAGAGUUGGAUUUAACUUGCCAGCUUCUAGCACCCCUCAAAACAUUUAUGGGACGGUAAAUAAUUCUAUGAGUUUUGGUAAUAAUAAUCAAUUUGGAAAUUACCCGAAAUAUAAAGCAACGCAGAUAAAGGAAGAUCUAGUUGCAAUUAACAUAACAAAUAUAAUUGGAAUGCAAGAAUACGGCCAUAAGUCAGUAGAAGAGCUUAGAUUUGAAGACAAAAAAAAGUAUCCGAAUGGUGUGCCGAUGGGAGGAAGUAAUCUAAUGCAAACAUCAGCUCUUAGAACGAGCAGUCCUUUUGGAGUCAAUUCGACUCAAACAUCGAAUACUGCAUCAGCUUAUAAUAAACCAUUUGGCGCCUCAACAUGACCCCCUCAGAGUUCAUCUUUUGUUCCGUCCCAAAUAGGAGCAACAGCUUCAUCACAGCCUUUUCAGGUCUCAAAUGGGCCUUUUUCAACUGGGCAUACUCCUUUUCAGAGCUCACAGCCCUUUUCUCAAGGAAUGACAUCACCAUUUCAAACAUCCCAGCAGCAGAAUUUUCAAACAUUCCAGCCUGCAAAUACCUUAGGUGCAAUGCCUUUUCAAAUGUCUCAGGCUCCUUUUCAAUCAUCCCAGUCCUUUCAGGUAAAACCAAACUUUCCACCUGCUUCGACCACACCAACCCAAUCUUUUUCAUCAAAUCCUCAGCAAUUUCAAACUUCUCCAUUUUUUCAAUCUCAGCCUCUACAAAAUAAUUCUUUAAUUCAGCCAUGGCCAGCAACUGUAUCUCAACCAUUUCAACCCAAUCCUACAUAUUCGGCUCCACAAACUACUACUUCGAACCAAUUUGCUGCAUUAGCUCAGCCUUUUCAGAAUUUCCAGCCUGCUCUUCAAGCUUUUCAAAAUACUUUUCAGCCAAAACCUUUAAUUGCUCCUAAUAGCCAAAGCCUGCUUUCUGCUAAUUCAAGCUCAAUGCCGAUGAGCUCAGCUUUUCAAUUAAAUGCAAACACUUCCCUAAUACCUCCACCAGUACUGCCUUCAUCAAAUUUUUUAUUGCCAAACCAAACUUUAAGCUCUACAUCUUUUAAUCCAGUUACUCCAUUAUUAUCAAGCCCCACCCAGCCUGGCUCUCUUUUCCAAACCUCAAAUCAGCCUACCUUUACACCUGCCCAAAUUACUGCGCAAUCACUAUUUGGAGGAUAUUCUCCAACAAAUAGGAAAACUGAGACUAUUUCCUCACAAAUUGAGCGCAUUGCGUCUCCAAAAUUUGAAAAUAAAUCAAUAAGAAGAUUUGAGAGGAAGAUUGGGAACUCAGGAUGGGAUGAUUGAAGAUUAAACCAAACCCCAAAAUCUCCUGAUAUUUCCUGCUUGAUAAAAAGACCUAGUUUUGCAAACUUAAAGUUAGAGCCAUAUAAAGAAGAAGAUGUUUCCAAACUAGACCCGGCUCCUUCACCAGUAAACAGAGGCCGAUCAUUUGAAAUAGAAGCAGUCUUGCAUAAUCCUAAUCCAACUCACAUUAAAAUUCCGACACAUAAGAAUAUGCUGAUUAACGACAUCAAGACUUAUAUUUUAAGACAGAUUAAAAUCCCACAAAACUCAAUAGUGCAGCUUGUCUUUAAGUCGACCGUUGCACAAGAAGAUGAUACGAUAGGAUCUUUAGGAGUUUCCCAUGGGGAUAUUAUAAAUAUUGUAAUAGCUGAGGAAGGGCCAAGCAAGUCUGAAAUGGUUUCAAAAGAGAUGCUUCCGAAGCUGACUAAUGAAGAAUACACUAUUUCUCCAUCUAUGAUAGAACUCGCAAGAAUGACAAAAGAUGAAAUCACUAGAGUAAAAGAUUUUACAAUAGAAAAUUCGUAUGGAAAAAUUAUUUUUGAGGGUGAAACCAAUCUGAUAGGAGUUGAUCUUGACCAAAUUAUCAAAAUUGGAUAUCGCGAAGCAAUAAUUUAUCCUGAUGACUCUGACUCCCCCCUUUAAAUUGGAACAAAAUAUAGGUAAAAUUUCCACUUUUUUGGUAAAUUAACCCCCCUUUAAAUUGGAACAAAAUUUAAUUUUAUAAUAAAAAAUUUUAUAUACAGAAAUCAUAAUUUUUAUGUAAAAAGUUUUGAUAUAAGUUAAAUGUUUCUUCUUAACUAAAAUUAAAAAUUUAGUUAUAUCUUGCUCUUGUUUAAAGAAGAGAGUAUAAAGAGCAUCUUAUUUGAAUAAAUUUAUUAUCCUUAAUUGAUAAAUUUUAAAAAAAAAAAAAAAAAAUUUCAAAAAGAUUUUUAUUGUUUUUGAUAAAAAUGAUAUAGUCAGUGUCACUAACUAUAUUUUUUAAUAAAAUAAUUUUGAUAUAAAUUCAAUGCGAAUUCUUUACAAAAAUUCAAAAUUUACUUAUUUCUUGCUUUAUUUUAAAGAAUAAAGUAUAAAUGACAUCUCAUUUAAACAAAAUUAGCACUUUGAUCGAUAAAUUUUCUAAAAUUUUUUUUUAUCAAUAAAAAUAAUAAUUUUUGUGUAAAUAGUUUUGAUAUCAAUUAAUAGUGGCGUAAUAACUAAUAAUGAAAAUUUAGUUAUAUCUUGCUUUAUUUUAAAGGAUAAAGAAUAAAUGGCAUUUUAUUAAACAAAUUUAUUAAUCUAAUUCGAUAAAUUUUUGAAAAAUUUUUUUUUUUAAAUUUUUAUAUAAUUUUUUUUUAUUUUUAAAAAAAAUGUUUUAAACCCCCCUUUAAAUUGGAACAAAAUUUUUGGUUCCAAUUUAAAGGGGGGGGAGUGAAAAUCAAAAGCCGAAAGUAGGGGAAGAACUAAAUAAAUCUGCAACAAUCAUGCUUUACAAAUGUGCUCCAGAUCGCGAAUCUGAAGAGAAAUUUGUAGAGAAGCUGAAGAAAUCUUGCUUGAGAAACCGAACUCAAUAUAUUGGUUGGGAUAAAGAAACUCAAAUAUACACAUUCAAAAUUAACGGUUAA
Messenger RNA from Blepharisma stoltei, 3245 nucleotides. The record is from the annotation of a GenBank genome assembly. NCBI's taxonomy places the organism in Eukaryota, Ciliophora, Heterotrichea, Heterotrichida, Blepharismidae.